AUGACCGAGACCUACAAGAAGCGUAAGUUCGUGGCAAAUGGUGAUAGUGCUCCUAAAGUCUCGAGAUCAAAGGUUUUGUCACCUUUCAGGAUUGUAGGUAACGUUUCCAAUGGUGUGCCAUUUGCAGUAGGCACUUUGGGUACAACGUUCUACAUCGUUACAAGCGUGGGCAAGAGCUUCCAAAUAUACGACGCCAACACUCUUCAUUUACUGUUUGUAAGUGAACAUGAGACUGAUUCAGCAAUAACCUGUUUAGCAACGCAUUUUCAACAUGUAUUUGCCGGCUUCGGGAAUAAAGUAGGCAUUUACAGAAGAGGGCGACUCGAGCACUUUAUUGAGCUACCAGACUCAGAUGCUGUCGUCACCAAUAUCUGCAUCUUUGGAGAUUUCUUGUGCGUUUCUUCCGACAGAACAGUUUACGUCUAUAAGAGAAAUCCACAGGACAAAUUCGCCACAAUUUUCUACACUAAGAUCGCCAUUUCAAAGCUACAAGGCUCCGAGAUUGUGUGCUUAAUCCAUCUGCCCACCUACCUCAACAAGGUUAUUGUUGUGACCAAGUCGAAUUUGCUACUUUACAACGUCAAAUCAGGUAAGCUACUUUUCACGUCAGAUGAAUUUUCGGACACAAUUACAACUGCUGAAGCUGCUCCAGCUUUGGAUGUGCUUGGUUUGGGCUGUGCAUCUGGCGAAAUUAUUCUCUACAAUGUGAGAAAGGCUCGUAAAGUGCGCUCUAUCAAAACACCUGUCUAUGUGUCUUCGUUGUCUUUCAGAACUGACGGCUCCGCUCAUUUGGCCGUAGGUGCUUCCAAUGGUGACUUGAUCUUUUACGAUUUGGAUCGCCGGUCUCGUAUACACGUUUUGAGAAACGUCCAUGGGGAGCAUUUUGGUGGCAUAUCAAAAGUUAGUUUCUUGAACGGCCAACCCAUUGUUGUUACUUCUGGUGACGACAACCAGUUGAAAGAAUAUGUUUUUGAUCCUUCGUUGUCACAAGGAGAUGCGGAAACUGUUGUGCAACCUCCUCGCUUUUUGAGAUCUAGAGGCGGUCACUCUCAACCCCCGACGUCAAUUUUAUUCGCAGACAAUCAGUCGCAUUUCAUUCUCUCGGCGUCGAGUGAUAGAUCUUUGUGGGGAUUCUCAUUGCGUAAAGAUGCUCAAUCUCAGGAGCUGUCGCAGAGACUUCAUAAGAAGAAAGAUGGCGGUCGGCUAGCAGGUAACACGCUCAAAGAGAAGUUUCCUGAAAUCUUAUCAAUGUCCAUUGAAAAUGCUAGGCAAGGAGAAUGGGAAAAUGUCGUGACCGCACACAAGGACGAGCACUUUGCUAGGACUUGGAACCUUGCUACCAAAAGGGUCGGUAGAUGGACAUUGGCCACCAUUGAUGAUGGUUUGGCUAAGAGUGUUGCCAUAUCUUCCUGUGGCAAUUUUGGUUUCGUGGGUUCCUCCAACGGUGGUAUUGGUGUCUACAAUUUAGAAAGUGGCUUACCUCGUAAGAAGUACAGAUUGCACAAAAAGGCAGUUACCGGGAUUGCUGUUGAUGGAAUGAACAGGAAAAUGGUGUCGUGCGGAUUGGACGGUAUUGUCGGCUUCUACGACUUUAGCAAAUCGGCAUUUUUGGGAAAGCUGCAACUUGAUGCACCUAUCACAUCCAUGGUAUAUCACAGAUCUUCUGAUUUAUUUGCUCUUGCCUUAGAUGACUUUUCUAUUAUUGUUGUCGAUGCUGUUACUCAGAAGGUUGUUAGACAGUUGUGGGGACAUACAAACAGAAUUAGCUCAUUUGAUUUCUCUCCUGAUGGGCGCUGGAUUGUCUCAACAUCUCUAGAUGCCUCCAUCAGAACAUGGGAUCUGCCAACCGGUACUUGUAUCGACGGCGUUCGGCUUGACAGCGUUGCCUCGAACAUCAAGUUUUCACCUAAUGGUGACUUCGUGGCCACAACCCACGUAAUUGGCAACGGUAUCUCUAUCUGGACUAACCGUGCACAGUUCAAACCAUUGCCUACGCGCCAAAUUGAUGAAGAGGAGUUCGCACAGAUAUCAUUAUCUUCUUCAUUCGGGAAUUCUGGUACAUCUGUGCUUGACGGUGCCUUUGAGUCCAACGAUACAGAUGAAAGUGAAGUAGGUGAUAUUGGUCAUUACAAAUCUGUCGACCAGAUCAACGGUGACAUGAUAACACUCUCUUUAGGGCCAAGAAACAAAUUCAAGACCCUCUUGAAUUUGGAUGUAAUAAGACAACGUUCGAAACCUGUUGAACCACCCAAAAAACCUGAAAAGGCUCCUUUCUUCUUGAAAUUGUCCGGAGAGAAAGUGGGGGAUGAUGCAGUUGUCCGAGAAAAAAAUGAACAGUUUAAUGGGGAAGACGGCCAAGCUCAACAGGAGAUAGAGAAAAAGUCUACUGAAGCAGAAGAACAAAUCAGGAAACACAAGCCUAUCGCGACGGCAUUUGAGUCAAGAUUUACAAGGCUCCUAAGAGAAGGACACUCGAAGCAGGAUUAUACUUCAUUUUUAGAUGAGUUGGUGAAUCUUUCUCCAGCAUCGGUUGAUAUGGAAAUCAGAUCUCUGAAUUCUUUUGAACCAUUUGAAGAGUUGAUCUGGUUCUUAGAAGCUCUUACUGAAGGAUUACGCUCCAAUAAAAAUUUCGAAUUAUACGAAGCGUUCAUGAGUUUGUUGCUGAAGGCACACGGAGAUGUAAUCCAUGCCAAUAGCGAUAACACUGAUCUAUCUGCCGCACUCAAAAUGUGGGGUGCCACUCAUACACAUGAUAAAAAGAUAGACGAAAUUGUCAAAUUUUGUUCCAGCGUAGCUAACUUUGUGUCAUCUGCUUAA
Lachancea nothofagi CBS 11611 is the source of this 2817-nucleotide messenger RNA. The record is from the annotation of a GenBank genome assembly. NCBI's taxonomy places the organism in Eukaryota, Fungi, Ascomycota, Saccharomycetes, Saccharomycetales, Saccharomycetaceae.